ACAUCAACACUAACAGUACUACUCUCAGUUGCUUAGAGAGAAAAGACAUGUGAGAGAGACGAUGAAUUUGCGUUCUGUUUAAUCCAGCUUUUUCUCGAAAGACUAGCAUUUAUAGAGUAAGGGCUCAAGGCCCAAAUAGUAAAUAAGGACUUGAAAAUGAAAGAUUAGCAACCAUUGCUGCUACUGGACUUGAAAAUAAACAUUCAAAGCUUAGAUACUAAUUUCCUGGAAUAAAAACAGAAGAAACUUCCAAAGGAGUACAGUUAUUUACAAAACACACCCAAAAAAUACAACGACGUAGAACAGAGUGGAGCAGGAUUAAGGGACAAAAUCCACUGAAACCUGCCCCUCAAGCGAAUCCCAACUGAGGAGUCAUCUCCUCCUUCCCUUUCUCGACCUUGCGACUCCGAUUCAAAGCCAAAGUUCUAAUCUGGCUCUUUAAAGACUCUUUCGAUUUUGUAGUCAUCUCAGUUCAGAAUCAUCAUACUUUUAGCGAUGGAAAAAUGCUAGCUAGGUUACCAUAUCAACAUAAAAGCAGCGGCAAUAACCGAUGUUGUAAUGGGAAUCAGUAAAACAGAAAUAAACUUGAGGAGAUUGCUUGCAGCUGCUCCUCAGCAACAAAAUCAAUCAAAACUUAUACAUUAUGUAGCUACUUUACGAGAACAAUUGGAACAAUUGGCUGAAGAGAGAACUCCAGAUGGCCUACCUAGAGUUUCAAAGGCUAUGGUGAAUGAAUAUUCGGAGAAAAUCGAAGCCAUUGCUUCCAAACUAGCCGCGCCAUUGCCUGAUAUCCUAGUAACUGAAGGGACUUUUGCUUCUACAAAAGAAAGUUCUAGCGCAGACGGAGAAACCCAUUUCCCCUCUUCUCCUGGCUUGAGAAGAAGAAUUGUGAUGAAAUUUGUUUCACUGAACAGGGGAGCCUCAAAUAGUGAUGACAGAACUCGUGACAUUAUUCAAGCUGAUACAUCAGCACCUGUCAAACUCGAUACUGCAGCAAAAGCGCACAUUGAAAAACACAGAAAGCUCCAAGAGGACUUGACAGAUGAAAUGGUUGGGUUGGCACAGCAGCUCAAAGAGAGUAGUCUCUUGAUGAGUCAGUCCCUGCAAAAUACUGAAAAGAUACUUGAUUCUACCGAGAAGGCUGUUGAGCAAAGCUUGGCUGGCACUGGUCGUGCCAAUGUUCGAGCCCUAGAGAUAUAUUCGAAAAGUUCAAAGACGACAUGCUUCACAUGGCUUGUGAUGUUUCUAAUGACGUGUAUAUUCGUUAUGGUUGUACUCCUAAUUCGUGUCACUUAAAAAGUGUUUGUGGCCAAGCGGCAGACAUGGUCAUAUACAGUUUUCUGGUACACAACUGUAUGUUAUGAAACCGACUUGUAUAUUUCUGUUCUGCAGUUCCAGAACUGACUGCUAAUUUUUCAAUGCUAUCUCAUCAUUUCUCACAA
This is a messenger RNA of Ricinus communis (castor bean), 1442 nucleotides long. RefSeq lists its product as uncharacterized. Gene Ontology annotation, molecular function: SNAP receptor activity. Lineage: Eukaryota; Viridiplantae; Streptophyta; Magnoliopsida; Malpighiales; Euphorbiaceae. Gene Ontology annotation, biological process: retrograde vesicle-mediated transport, Golgi to endoplasmic reticulum. Gene Ontology annotation, cellular component: endoplasmic reticulum; SNARE complex. The record is from RefSeq and is a predicted model, not a curated record. The coding region runs from base 559 to 1296 and encodes 245 amino acids. The transcript has 9 exons.